Saccharomyces mikatae IFO 1815 is the source of this 2493-nucleotide messenger RNA. It is a transcript of the gene APL4, whose product is annotated as AP-1 complex subunit gamma. Lineage: Eukaryota; Fungi; Ascomycota; Saccharomycetes; Saccharomycetales; Saccharomycetaceae. Gene Ontology annotation, biological process: intracellular protein transport; Golgi to vacuole transport; receptor-mediated endocytosis. Gene Ontology annotation, cellular component: AP-1 adaptor complex; Golgi apparatus; membrane coat. Gene Ontology annotation, molecular function: clathrin-cargo adaptor activity. Bases 1 to 2493 code for a protein of 830 amino acids. The record is from RefSeq and is a predicted model, not a curated record. The transcript has a single exon.
AUGGGUUCUUCAUUGAGAAGCUUUAUCAAAGAUGUUCGUGGUGCUAAAACUCUGGCGGAUGAAAGAGCCAUCAUUACAAAACAAUCUGCCAAAAUAAGAACAAAGUUGAGAGAUGAUCAUCUGCCCCAUGAAAAAAGGCGAGUGAAUAUACAGAAACUCUUAUAUCUAUACAUUUUGGGAGAAAAAACACAUUUUGGCCAGGUGGAAUCGAUCAAUCUAGUUGCUUCUGAUGAAUUUGUCGAUAAAAGGUUAGGCUAUCUCGCUGCGACUUUGUUAUUGGAUGAAUCGGAGGAUUUAUUAACUCUCUUGACAAACAUGUUAAACAACGAUUUGCAUCAUCCUAAUAAAUACGUAGUGUCACUCGCAUUAACCUCAUUGGGGUUUUUGAGCUCUCCUGAGCUAGCCAGAGAUCUCUAUCCAGACGUGGAGAAUAUCAUCAAAAAUUCGAGAGAUCCUUUUCUUUUGAAAAAAGCUCUCCAAUGUGCUGCCAAGUUAAUUUUUAAAGAUGAUUCUCUUUUGGAAAUCUUCAACAUUGAAGACAUAACUAGGGUUUUAUCGAAUCAUUCGAUAUGUACCCACGGUGUCCUUUUAGGUAUCACAAAAAUUCUACAAUCUAUUCUGUUAAUUGGAUUGAACGGAAAUAAAGAAGAAGAGGAUGGCAUUGAUUACAACAAUGACAUCUUGGCUCCAUUAUCUUUACUGUUGCGUGAGUUUUUCGUUCGGUUGGAAAAUCUAAAUUCUAAAAAUAUUGAACCUGGGUACGACGUUCAAGGCAUUUGUGACCCAUUUUUGCAGUGUGAAAUGAUUUACACUUUACAACUAUACUUUCAGGUUGGAGAGCUGUUAGAUUCGAAGCAUGUAUUGGGCUAUAAAGAUAACUUUUGUGAUUUAUUGACUCGUAUUGCUACUAAUACGGAUUCAACGAAAAACAGCGGACAGGCCAUUCUCUAUGAGACAGUAAAGACUAUCUUUUCUUUGAAUUUGAACCAACCUCUCCGUGUUCUUGGUGUUAACAUUUUAGCCAAGUUUCUUGCAGGAAAAGAUAACAAUACGAAAUACGUAUCUUUGAACACCUUAUUGAAGGUUGUUCCACAAGAGCCCACGGCAGUGCAAAGGCAUAGGAAGUUCAUAUCUCAUUGUUUACAAGAUAACGAUGUUUCUAUUCGCAUGAGAGCUUUGGAGUUGAGCUUUGCCAUCUUGGAUGGUUCAAAUUUAGUGGAAUUAGUUAAUGAAUUAAUGAAGUUUUUGGCCAAACAGGAUGAAGAUUCAAAGGAUCUUAUAAUAUACACUAUAGAUCAUUUAGUUGAUACUUUCGAUACCCAUGUUGUCAAGGAUGAAAGUUGGAAAUUAGAUGUUUUUUUAAAUAUCUUAAAAUUGGUGGGACCGUUCAUCAAUUAUGAAAAAAUUAAUGAUAUUUUAAUCAUAAUAAACAAUACAACCAAAUUAUUCGACAAAUCUAAUUUUUUACAAAAACUGCUAUCACUUUCAUUAGAUGGAGAAUCAAUGGAAAUUUCUGACGAUAAUAUUGGUUGGCAGUUGGUUUUGGUUUGGUGCAUUGGUGAAUAUGGUGAUUUAGUAUUAAAUGGGGAUAAUAAAAAUAAUACAAGUUCAAUCAAUGAGUCAUCGAUCACUGAUUAUCUACUAAAUUUACAGGAGUGCUAUACGACAACCAAUCACAAGAUAAUCAACUACAUUUUAACAACCGCAUUGAAGUUAUCUAUAAAAAUUUUUGAUGCCAAAAAUAUUGAAAAGUUGAGACAGCUGAUAUUAAACUAUGCGGAUUCCACUGAUCUGACACUUCAAAUGAAGAGCAACCAAUAUGAAAUUUUUUUCAAUCAGUCCUUAUCUGUUAAAAAAACCAUUUUAGAAACAAUGCCCAAAUUCGAAAAGAUUGCUGAAAAAUCCAAUAAUGUAAAAGGAUCAUCUAAAAAUCUCAUCUCCAAUGAACCGAUUGAUUUACUGUCAGAUUUAUUGAACGAAGAUUCAAAAUCUGAAACGAAAGAUUCAACCGGUGACAAUGUUAAACCCAUCGAUAUAUUGGAAGAGAUUUUUGGAGAAAAGAAUGAUAUUACUCAACCACUCAAGAGAGGAGAAGAAGAAGAAAAAUCAACUAAUCAUCCAACAGUAGCCAUCACGAACGCAGAUGUCAUCCUUCCCUCGGAUGCCACCAAAAUUUAUGACAGUUCCUCAUUGAACGUAUAUGCUUCUUUACUCUCAGUAAGUUCUGGAUUGGCACAUUUAGAUUUGUUUUUUCAGGCAAAAUCUUUAAUAUCAGAUCUACAAACUUUCUGUGCUGUUCCUAAAGCCCAAAAGCUAACAUUAGGUCAAUUAUACCCAUCUUCAACAAUAAAGGCCAGUCAAGUUUGCAAACAGUCUUUAAAAGUAUCAGGAUCUGGAAAACUUAAGUUAAGGAUAAAGUUGGACUUUCAUUUAAAUGGUUCUUCAUCUACGACUAAUGAACAAUUUGAUCACAAAUUCAAUGAAAGUCUAUAA